AUGAAAGCUAUCUUUAUUCAUAUCUAUCUAUCUAUCAAUCUAUCUAUCUAUCUAUUUUUCAUACCUAUUUUACUAGCUAUGAAAGCUAUCUUUAUUCAUAUCUAUCUAUCUAUCAAUCUAUCUAUCUAUCUAUUUUCAUACCUAUUUUACUAUCUUUAUUCAUAUCUAUCUAUCUAUCAAUCUAUCUAUCUAUCUAUUUUCAUACCUAUUUUACUAUCUUUAUUCAUAUCUAUCUAUCUAUCAAUCUAUCUAUCUAUCUAUUUUCAUACCUAUUUUACUAUCUUUAUUCAUAUCUAUCUAUCUAUCAAUCUAUCUAUCUAUCUAUUUUCAUACCUAUUUUACUAUCUUUAUUCAUAUCUAUCUAUCUAUCAAUCUAUCUAUCUAUCUAUUUUCAUACCUAUUUUAGUAUUUUCAUAUCAGUUUAUACCUAUUUUAGUAUUUUUAUUCAUAUCUAUCUAUCUUUAUCUAUCUAUCUAUUUUCAAACCUAUCUUUAUUUUUCAUAUCAGUUUAUCUAUCUAUCAAUCUAUCUAUCAAUCUAUCUAUCUCUUUUCAUACCUAUUUUACUAUCUUUAUUCAUAUCUAUCUAUCUAUCAAUCUAUCUAUCUAUCUAUUUUCAUACCUAUUUUACUAUCUUUAUUCAUAUCUAUCUAUCUAUCAAUCUAUCUAUCUAUCUAUUUUCAUACCUAUUUUACUAUCUUUAUUCAUUCAUCUAUCUAUCUAUCUAUCAAUCUAUCUAUCUAUCUAUCUAUUUUCAUACCUAUUUUACUAUCUUUAUUCAUAUCUAUCUAUCUAUCAAUCUAUCUAUCUAUCUAUUUUCAUACCUAUUUUUACUAUCUUUAUUCAUAUCUAUCUAUCUAUCAAUCUAUCUAUCUAUCUAUUUUCAUACCUAUUUUACUAUCUUUAUUCAUAUCUAUCUAUCUAUCAAUCUAUCUAUCUAUCUAUCUAUUUUCAUACCUAUUUUACUAUCUAAUCUUUAUUCAUAUCUAUCUAUCUAUCAAUCUAUCUAUCUAUCUAUCUAUCUAUCUUUUUUUCAUACCUAUUUUACUAUCUUUAUUCAUAUCUAUCUAUCUAUCAAUCUAUCUAUCUAUCUAUUUUUUUUUCAUACCUAUUUUACUAUCUUUAUUCAUAUCUAUCUAUCUAUCAAUCUAUCUAUCUAUCUAUCUUUUUCAAUCAUACCUAUUUUACUAUCUUUAUUCAUAUCUAUCUAUCUAUCAAUCUAUCUAUCUAUCUAUCUCUUUUCAUACCUAUUUUACUAUCUUUAUUCAUAUCUAUCUAUCUAUCAAUUUAAUCUAUCUAUCUAUUUUCAUACCUAUUUUUUACUAUCUUUAUUCAUAUCUAUCUAUCUAUCAAUCUAUCUAUCUAUCUAUCUCUUUUCAUACCUAUUUUACUAUCUUUAUUCAUAUCUAUCUAUCUAUCAAUCUAUCUAUCUAUCUAUUUCAUACUAUUUUACUAUGAAAGCUAUCUUUAUUCAUAUCUAUCUAUCUAUCUAUCUAUCUAUCUAUCUAUUUUCAUACCUAUUUUAG
This is a messenger RNA of Acanthosepion pharaonis, 1524 nucleotides long. NCBI's taxonomy places the organism in Eukaryota, Metazoa, Mollusca, Cephalopoda, Sepiida, Sepiidae. The record is from the annotation of a GenBank genome assembly.